Molecule: messenger RNA, 2082 nt
Organism: Rhodotorula toruloides NP11
Lineage: Eukaryota; Fungi; Basidiomycota; Microbotryomycetes; Sporidiobolales; Sporidiobolaceae
Product: nucleolar protein 8
Exons: 6
Coding region: 1-2082 (693 amino acids)
Molecular function (GO): RNA binding
Source: RefSeq, a predicted model, not a curated record
AUGGCACCCGCUGCCGCUCUCUCGACAGCGCCAGUCACCAAGCGUGUCCACGUCGGCGGUCUCGCACCCUCCGUCUCGCCAAAGGACCUCGUCCAGCGUUUCUCCUCGUUCGGGACUGUUGUCGGCGGAGAAACGGGCGUCGAGGGGCUGGGAAAGACCGAAACAGGUGUCCACCGCUCGUUCGCCUUCUUCUCGCUCGAGACGACCGAGGCCAAGUUUGCCCGAUGCAUGUCCAUGCUGAACGGCUCGAUGUGGAAGGCUCACAAGCUGCGGAUUGGACCCGCGAAGCCCGACUGGCGAACACGGCUCGCGAGCGAGCGCGAGGAGGCGCAGAAAGGAGGCGAGAACUCGACAGGCCGGCCAAAGAAGCGGAAGAAGGCUUCCAAGGACCCGAAUGUUGGCAAACUGGCGCCUCAGUUCGAGCUUGUUACGCCCGAGAACAUCGAACGGCACAGGGGCUGGGUUCUUGACCCGAAACCGACCCCGACUGCUCUCUUCCCUCUCAUCGCUCGCCCCUCACACCCCGUCGCACCCCCUCCCGAAGCUGCCAAGACCGCCUGGUCGCGCGGCACCGCCAAAGCGAAACCCUCGAAAGCCGCUCGCGCAUCACAGCGCGAAGGAUCGGCCGUUCGGCCUCCUCCGACGCGCAUACAGCGGAUGCGCAUCGAUCCUCGUCGUUGGGGACGGAAGCGGAUUGUCUUUGACGUCUUGCGGGCGACAGGGAAGGAUGUCGGGGCCCACAUGGUUGCUAUCGGGACGUGGGAGUGCGAGGAGCCGGAGGGGACGGCGCCUGGUGCGGAUCCUGAGGUUACGUGGGUGUUCAAGACGCGUGAUGGGCAGGUCAGGCGGCGAGAGACGGUCAGGUUGACGCAGCGGAGUGCCCCUUACACGGACCGCUUCACCGCCAUGCUCGAUCGGAUGAAUCAGUCUACCUCCGCCACUCUCGUCGCGAAGCCGGCUCCGACAUCAGCCGGUUCAGCUUCGCAGACUAGGACGACUCUCCCGACUACCGCCUCGCCUGCCGACCGGACCCGACCCCUUCCUCGCGAGCGCAGCGCCUCUCCCCCUCCCUACGUGCCCGCCGCCCCUCGCACCCUCAUUUACAAUGAAGAAGACGCCUUCCAGCUCAUGGCCACUUCGCUCGACGACACGGAGCGCGACGUCGCCCACGCUAUGGAGCGCGCUACGCUGCGCCAACUCGCACUCGGCGCUUUGGCGGAGAUCGUGCCAGACGCGGUCGAUGAGGUAAAUGCGGAGGCUACGGCGCCACCCGUCGUUGCCAAGGCGGAACUACUGCCGCAAGUCGAGGGCUUUGCGCGGGACGAGGACGACGACAGCGACUUGUUCGCGACGAUGCCUGCGCACACGACGCUUCGUCUGCGCGGCGGUGGGCCGUCGAGUGAAUCCGAGUCGGAUUCGGACAGCGAUUCGAGCAGCAGCGACGAAUCGAGCUCCUCUGAAGAGGAGAACGGGACGGAGGGGACGACCGUCGCCGCUGCGCCCACCCCAAACAGCAAGAGCGUUCUCUCGUCCAUAUUCAAGCCACAGGACGCGGCCACAGACGGCGGCGAGUCAGGCGGCUUCGCCCUCCUCGCCGGCAUGGACCUCGACCUCGAGCCCCUCGAACGGACGCCCUCCCCUCCUCCAGCUCCCGCCAUCUCGCUCCCGCCUCAAUCGCGCUUCGUCCCUCCCCCGACUCGCGAUGGCGGGUACCGAGGCGCACGCGGACCGGCCGGACAGGCUUUCAAGGGCCCGUCGCAGCCCUUCUUUGCUUUCCCGAGCGGAGCGUUCGAGGAUCGCGCGACGGGCGCACUCGACGAGGUCGAGGUGGCGAAGCUGGACGAUGCGAUGCGUCCGCGGCUGGAGAAGGCUGCGGAGGAGAGUCGCCAGCGCUUUGCGGAGGCAUCGAAGGACUUUUGGCGGCAUGAAAGCCAGGAACAUAUCGACGAGGAGCACCAGAAGCUGCGUGAGACCCUGCGCGGCUUUGCUCGGAAACGCCAUCGCGAGGCAGUCAAGCGGAGCAAGAAGACGGGUGGUCGUCGUGGCGCGGGUCCGAAGCUGGACAUCAUCGACGACGAGUAG